This is a messenger RNA of Oryzias latipes (Japanese medaka), 2009 nucleotides long. RefSeq names its product tRNA methyltransferase 2A (gene trmt2a). The record is from RefSeq and is a predicted model, not a curated record. Gene Ontology annotation, biological process: RNA processing. Lineage: Eukaryota; Metazoa; Chordata; Actinopteri; Beloniformes; Adrianichthyidae. Gene Ontology annotation, molecular function: RNA methyltransferase activity; RNA binding.
AGACCCUGCCACUUUAAAAAAAAGAAAAAAAAAGUUCAAAGUUCACGUUGUACGCGGUGACGUCAGCACAUGGCGACGCAUUGUGCGCACGGGAAGCCCUGCAGAAUGAUGGCAGAUAACGAUGGCAGCUUAGCAGCUGAUGUAUCUUCAAAUGAGAAGAGGCCUGAAGAUCUCCAGAACUGCAGUAGUAAUGCUCUCAGCCCUGACGUCAAAGCUGAAGGUGACCCAGAGGGACCUUCUGACCCUGACAAGUACCGCUACAUCAAAGAAGACCUCUUCACCUCUGAGAUCUACAAAGUGGAGAUCCGCAACCUCCCCAAGUUCAUAGGUUUCAACGACCUGAAGAAGUUUCUCGCCAAACAUAGCAUUAACCCGCAUAAAAUCAAGCUGAUCGGCAAGCACACCUUUGCUUUUGUCACUUUUAAAAACGAAGAGGAGCGGGACAAGGCGCACAAAUUGGUGCAUGGCAUGCAGUGGAAGGGCCAGGUGCUCAGUGUCCGCUUGGCCAAACCUAAAGAAGACCCCAUCCUCAAGAAGAGGAAGCAGGAGGUAGGAGAGGGCGGGGCUGGACAGCCGGCCUCCAAACGAGCAGAGGGCGAUGAAGAGGAGCUGCCGCUCAGUGUUCAGAUAGCCAACGUUGUGACUCCUCUGUGGAACUCUACCUAUGAAGAGCAGCUGAAGAUGAAAGAGCAGGAGGUGGUGGGAGUUCUGCAGAAGUUAGCCAAAGAAAUUGGGAGCACCAACAAAGCCAUGCUGCCGUGGCUGUUUGCACAAAAAGUGAAACAUAACAAAAUGUGUUGUCCUCUGGAGGCUAUCCGACCAUCCCCCACACAGACGGAAUACAGGAACAAGUGUGAGUUCCUAAUCUCCGUGGGUGCAGACGGUGAAGAUAAGACCAUCGGGUUCCGCUUGGGGAAAUAUAAAGGGGGCUCCUGUGCUGUUGUGGGGCCAUCUGCUACUUGCCACGUUUCGGCUGCAGCCAAGACGGUCGUCCGAGAGUUUCAGAAGUUCAUCAGGACAACGCCCUACUCUGCGUACAGCCCUGAGACUUAUGAGGGACACUGGAAGCAGCUGACUGUCCGUACCACGAGGGCCAAAGAAGCCAUGGCAGUUGUCUUCUUCAACCCACAGAAACUGGAAGAGGAGGAUCUGAAUGCUCUGAAGACCUCUAUGAGGACAUUCUUCACCGAAGGAGACGGGAAGGACAGUGGAGUGACCUCUCUUUACUUUGUUAGAGACGGCCAAAGGAAAUCCCCCAAUCCAGAGGACCUGCCGUGUGAGCUGGUGGCUGGAGAGAGCUGCAUUCAUGAGGAGCUGCUUGGUCUUCGCUUCAGAAUAUCCCCUCAUUCCUUCUUCCAGGUGAACACAGCUGCUGCUGAGGUGUUGUACUCCACAGUUGGGGAUUGGGCCCAGCUGGAUCAGGACAGCACAGUUCUGGAUGUGUGCUGUGGGACAGGAACCAUCGGCAUCUCCCUCGCUAAAAGAGUGAAAAAGGUCAUUGGGAUUGAGCUCUGCCAGGAAGCAGUAGAGGACGCCAAAGUUAAUGCCAAGCUCAACGGUUUAAGCAAUGUGGAAUUCCACUGUGGGAAAGCAGAGGAUGUGUUCCCAGAUAUCCUCAACGCUCUGGUCUCUCCCAGCCUCACUGCUGUUGUGGAUCCACCAAGAGCUGGCCUGCAUCCCAAAGUGAUUCUCGCCAUCAGAAGGGCGGAGCAUCUGAAGAGGCUCGUUUAUGUGGCGUGCAAUGCAAAGGCAGCCAUGACCAACUUCAUAGAUCUGUGCAGAGCUCCGUCCAACAGGGUCCAUGGAUCCCCUUUCCGUCCUGUCAGAGCCAUGGCGGUGGAUCUGUUCCCUCAGACGAUACAUGUGGAAAUGCUGCUUCUGUUCGAGAGAGUGGACUACAAAUCCCAGGAGCAGACGUGACGAGUUAAAACUACAAAAUAUUUUCAUUGUGUUUCAGUUUACUCAAAUGGAUCAUUUAGUUUCAUGCAAAAAUAAAGCUUAAAAUAAGA